Polyodon spathula (Mississippi paddlefish) is the source of this 2635-nucleotide messenger RNA. Its product is annotated as GSK3-beta interaction protein-like. NCBI's taxonomy places the organism in Eukaryota, Metazoa, Chordata, Actinopteri, Acipenseriformes, Polyodontidae. Bases 475 to 951 code for a protein of 158 amino acids. Gene Ontology annotation, molecular function: kinase regulator activity; protein kinase A binding. Gene Ontology annotation, biological process: regulation of canonical Wnt signaling pathway. The record is from RefSeq and is a predicted model, not a curated record. The transcript is spliced from 3 exons. Gene Ontology annotation, cellular component: cytoplasm.
CGCAGGCCUGCACCACAGCAGAUGGAUUAAACAUCACAACCUUUACGCAGCAAAUUAACCGUUGUGGAGAUGUGCUACUUUAACAAAAAAACAAAAACAAAACAUGUACUUACAUUACCGAGUUAACCGAUGAAAUAUACAAACAGUGCGUUAUUAUAUACAGAAUAAUCUAUAUCGUGUUUUUUUUCUGAUUGCUAUAUUUGCGGCAAACCCGCGGAUGAUGAAACAAUAAUCCUGCUCCCAAUUUAAUCUCCCGGAAAACGAGUCUGCAGCCGGGAGGAGCCCGACUCAGGGGCCGGCCAUGCUGUUACUAACGGCAACUAACUUCAGGGCUCAAUUACAACGUGCUCAGACCACUCUUGGUAACUGGGUUAUGGUUCAAUCCCAGUGAAACCAUUAAAGGGGUCUAAAUGAAACCAUAUUCCAUCGUACCGAACAUGCAAACCAAUUCAUUGCAUCUGAACGCAUGCGCACAUGCGCACCAGAUCACCGGCGCCCUGCGCUGGCGUCAUGAGCCGGGAGAGUGAGUGCGAUUUAUCUCAGGAGGAGAGCAUGGAAGUGGACUGCAACCACUGUGUGUUUGAAGACAGCUCCGAGCUGGGGGACUUGGACGCUGUAGACGCGAAGGACAUGAGGCUGGAAGCACAGGCUGUGGUGAACGAUGUCCUUUUUGCAGUCAGGGAAAUGCAUGUCGCCCACAGCCUGCAGAAUGCCGUGGACGUGGCGCACAUCAACGUGGAGACGAGGGAAGGGAACCGGUACUGCUUGGAGCUCACGGAGGCUGGGCUCCGGGUGGUGGGGUAUGCCUUCGACCAGGUGGAUGAGAGCAUGAUGACCCAGUACCACGAGACGGUUUACUCCCUCCUGGAUUCUCUCAGCCCAGCCUACAGAGAAGCGUUCGGAAAUGCUCUGCUGCAGAGACUGGAGAGGCUGAAUCAGAAUGGACGAUAGUAACUUUGGCAUUGCGAGUUGGCUGAAGAAGGGUUGUUGCUAGCUUUACCGGAGGGGUCUUUAAAACCUGCAUAGUUAACUGCUUAACUGCUACAUUUCUGAUAACCUCCAUUCUUAAAGCCUGCAAAGAUUCUCUUGUUUCUGUCUACAUCAUUGGGUGCUAGGCUCAGUAUAUUCACGGCACUGACACCCAGGGUAACCAAAAUGUAAAGUCUGUUUUCUUACAUGGUUAAAUCAACAGAGAUGUAUGGAGGCAAAACAGGUGUGUUCUAUUGAAUGGUUUUUAGUUUCAGUAGUUUGCAGCCCAGUAUUUUAUUUAGAUUUUAAUUCUGAAAUGAUAAUCCCAGACACCUGGCUCUUCAGUAGUGGCUACAGGAAAUAAUGAAGUGUGAUUGUAACAUGCAGAAUGCACUAGAUUCCUCAAGCAACUUUUUCACGAUAAAAUGGCCAUACAUGCAUUUGCUAAGCAGCCAUCUUCCUUUAACGUUUGUUAGACGGUGGUAUUUGAUACUGAGACGCAGUGUGGUGUUGAUCAGGACAGUGCUGUUGUGGAUCAGGCAGAGAAGAGAGAGAACACCACGUGGCUCCAGAUCCAUUAGCAUCAACCAAUUUAAUGUUACACUUGCCUUAAAUAUUGACCGCGGUAUUACCUUUGGGUAUACAGAUUUGGUCACGAAAUGGAAGUCCAUUUUAAAUUGUUUCUGUAAAAUACAGUGAGAGUCUGAACAUCUCAACUGUAAUGCUCACUGGCUUUAAUGAGAAAGGACUGUUGUUAAUAAAUGAUAAGAGUAUAACAUCGGAGUGCGUGCUGCUAGAACAAUGCCUUUAAAGGCGAACCCCUGCCAUCUUCCACUUGUCUUUGCAUCAAAAUGUUUUCCUCCCCCAAACUUUGUUUGAUACCAUCUUUUUUUUAUUUUUUCUAAUCCUGAAAUGUAUUGAACAGCGAUAGGAACUUGACAUGUUUGGGAUGUCUCUAAAGCACUUGAGUGAUCGUAUGGGGAUUUGUUUGGCUAGGACAUUUACUUGACCAAAAACUGUCCAAUAAUCACUCAGAUGGGUAGCCCAAAAAACCCACAAAAGGAAUAAACUGCUGCUCAUUAUUGAGUUCUUUGGUGGAUGUUUAAAUGUAUUUUAUAGGGGAUUUCUUCAGGCUUAUCACAGACAUUCAGAGCAAAUGUUCUUAGCUGGUGUACAUCAUUAGAAAUGCACAUUGUUUGCACAAUAAAAUAGUCGCCAAACUGCUUAUGAAGUAAGUUUAUUAUAUUAUACAUUGAAAUGGAAGAAAUACUUGUUACAUUUUGAACAUUCUCUCAAUGUUUGAACCUAGGAGGUUGUAGGCUCCUUAUUGUGGUAAAUGGGUUCUAUAGCUAUGAAAACUCCCAGUCCCUUUUUGGUUUCUGCGUAGGGAAAUGAAGACACUCCUGAAUCCGUAUCUUUGUAAUGUUGUGUUAUAUAAUGUGUUGCAUUAUCUCCCUGUAUGGAUUACAGACUGCAAGCCUCCUGUGUUUUCUGUCUUCCUACAGGCUUCACAUUGCUGCAGUGGUUUGUUUCUGUGUGCUUGUCACCCUUAACUGCCUGUUUCGUUCCUGUUUCAAAAAUAAAACAGCGUUUGGUAAAAUGCUAACAUUGUAUUCUAUUUUAAACCAAAAAGUUGUGCUAAAGAAAAUAAACAAGUUCAAGUAAA